Molecule: messenger RNA, 1407 nt
Organism: Juglans microcarpa x Juglans regia
Lineage: Eukaryota; Viridiplantae; Streptophyta; Magnoliopsida; Fagales; Juglandaceae
Product: peroxidase 42-like
Biological process (GO): hydrogen peroxide catabolic process; response to oxidative stress
Molecular function (GO): heme binding; peroxidase activity
Source: RefSeq, a predicted model, not a curated record
GAAGUGUCUCUAAUGCCUUACUUUUUAUGGCAAAAAAAUCUAUCCAUCCAAGGCCUUAUUUCAAAAGUACCUGUUAGAACCAAAGCAGAGUCUGUCAGUGAAAAUUGAGAGAUGGGUUCCAAAGCUUCCUUCUUCUUUGCUUUGUUGUUCUUCUCAGCUGUGUCCCUUAGGCCUGCUUUUGCAAAGAAUGAGGAGGACCCAGGUCUUGUAAUGAACUUUUACAAGGAUUCAUGUCCUCAGGCUGAAGACGUUAUCCAAGAACAAGUCAAGCUCCUCUACAAGCGCCACAAGAACACUGCGCUGAGGAACAUCUUUCAUGACUGUGCUGUUCAGUCAUGUGAUGCUUCACUACUGCUGGACUCAACAAGAAGGACCUUGUCUGAGAAGGAAAUAGACAGGAGCUUUGGGCUGAGGAACUUCAGGUACCUCGACACCAUCAAAGAAGCCGUGGAGAGGGAGUGCCCCGGAGUGGUUUCCUGUUCAGACAUCCUUGUGUUGUCUGCCAGAGAUGGCAUUGUUGCUCUGGGAGGCCCUUACAUCCCUCUCAGGACUGGAAGAAGAGAUGGUAGGAAGAGCAGGGCAGAAGUGGUAGAGCAGUACCUCCCAGACCACAAUGAGAGCAUCUCUGUUGUCCUUGAAAGGUUUGCUGACAUGGGUAUUGACACCCCGGGAGUGGUUGCUUUGCUAGGAGCUCACAGUGUUGGUCGAACCCACUGUGUGAAGCUAGUGCACCGUUUAUACCCAGAAGUUGACCCUGUGCUCAACCCUAACCAUGUUGAGCACAUGCUGUACAAGUGCCCUGACCCUAUCCCAGACCCCAAGGCUGUUCAGUAUGUGAGAAAUGACCGUGGUACUCCAAUGAAGCUAGACAACAAUUAUUACAGGAACAUAUUGGAUAACAAAGGUUUGUUGAUAGUGGACCACCAACUUGCCACCGACAAGAGGACAAAACCUUACGUGAAGAAAAUGGCAAAGAUCCAGGACUACUUCUUCAAGCAGUUUGCUAAAGCCAUCACCCUUCUCUCUGAGAACAACCCUCUUACUGGUACAAAGGGUGAGAUCAGGACGCAGUGCAAUGUUGCCAACAGGCUUCAUUAAAAGCUCUACUGUUACUUAAGAUCUUCUUUCCUUGCGGUCCGAGGGGAAGAAUGGGAAUUGCAGAAUAAUAUGGGGCAUUGGGGCUUUCUCGAUGCUUUUGUUUCUUAAUUGUGCCUUGGUGUUAAAACUACCGUAACACUGCUUUUUGUAGGUUUCUUCUUUCUUCUUAUGAUGUUGUGAUGGGCAUGCAUGGUGGAUGUUGGAUAUAUGAUAUGUCAUAUAUGUAUGUAUAUGUAUGAUGGGUGGUGAUGGUGUAUGCAUGAGGCAUGGAUUGCGAUGAUGCUAGUUAUAUAAUGAUGAUUCAUGCCA